Messenger RNA from Betta splendens (Siamese fighting fish), 927 nucleotides. RefSeq names its product olfactory receptor 4A15-like. The coding region runs from base 1 to 927 and encodes 308 amino acids. Gene Ontology annotation, cellular component: membrane. Gene Ontology annotation, biological process: G protein-coupled receptor signaling pathway. The transcript has a single exon. Gene Ontology annotation, molecular function: G protein-coupled receptor activity; olfactory receptor activity. Lineage: Eukaryota; Metazoa; Chordata; Actinopteri; Anabantiformes; Osphronemidae. The record is from RefSeq and is a predicted model, not a curated record.
AUGGAGGAUAAGUCCAAUGUAACAUAUCUGACUCUUGGUGGCUUUGUAGUGCUGCAUGAGUACAGGUAUCUUUGUUUUGUGGUGAUGUUCACAGUGUAUGUUCUGAUCAUCGGCUUUAACUCCACCAUUGUGUGUCUCAUAGUGACUCACCAAAGCCUCCAUGAGCCCAUGUACAUCUUUAUCGCAGCUCUACUGAUCAACUCGGUUCUUUACAGCUCUAACCUUUACCCCAAACUGCUGGUGGACCUUUUGUCUGAAAAGCAGCUCAUUUCAUUUUCACUCUGUUUUUUUCAAGCAUUUAUAUAUUACACACUGAUAGUUGCAGAGAUCCUGUUGCUGACAGUUAUGGCCUACGACAGAUACGUGUCCAUUUGUAAACCUCUGCAGUAUCCGACCGUUAUGAGAAAAACCACAGUGACUGUGUUUCUGGUCUUGGCCUGGCUGGUGCCUUCGUGUGAGCUUGCAGUGUCUAUGGCCUUUAAUUCCACCUUAAAACCCUGUACCUUUACUUUGAAAGGACUCUUUUGUAAUAAUUCCUUCUACAAGCUUCAGUGCGAGAACUCGCUACCAAUAAGUCAUUUUGGUUUGGCCAUAUUGGUAAAAUCUACAUUCAUCCCUACAUUUUUCACCUUUUUCUCCUACACCAGGAUCCUCCUCAUAUGCCACAGAAGCAGUAAAGAAGUCAGGACCAAGGCUGCUUACACCUGCUUACCUCAACUGCUGGUUCUGUUCAGCACAAUAUGUUUAGGAUUAUACGACGCGCUUGAGGUUCGGCUGAAUGUAGACGUCCCAAAACUUACUGAUGUAUUAUUGACUUUACAAUUCAUGGUGUACUACCCGCUCUUUAACCCAAUCAUCUACGGACUGAAAAUGAAGGAGAUUUCUAAACCCCUCCGGAAGCUGUUGUUUAAUGUGGAGUUACAUUAG